AUGGAUAUUGAAAUGGCUAACAAUUCGGAGCAAAUAAUUCAAGUUCUUGGAGAUCGUAUUGAAGAAAUCGAACGAACUCUCGAUGAAGAUGAAGAUUUUUGUAAUAAAGAUAUUGAUGCAACAUAUCAAGCGGCUGUAAAUUAUUUAAAAUCAUUUGAAGAAAAAUUUAAUGAAAAAUUAAAUGAACUUAAAAUAAAACUGGAAAAAAUUCGUGAAGAAAAUAUCGACGUAUCAAAACAAAAUAAAAAACAAUUUGAUGAUGAAAUCGAAAUCGUUAAUGAAAUAUUUUCAUCUGGCAAACAUCAAGAAGCUUUGGAAAAACUUGAAGAUUAUAAAAAACGUUUCGAACAACGUAAAACUAUCAUACAAAUUAUACCAAAAUUAUUUAUGCGACCUAUUGAUCUUCAAGAAUAUUUUUCAUUUGAUAAACCGCUGACUAAUUCUCGGCUUUCAUCGAAUGACAAUCACCAAUAUUCACGUGAUCAAGUGACACCAAUUAUGAAAUCACAAAAACCUAUUGCAACAACUCCUCGUCAUAUGGAUGAUCAUGAUAAUAACAACAACGAAAAAGAAUUUAAUAGACCAUCGAAAAAUUUCGAUACUCAACGAAGUCUACCAAAUAAUUAUCCUAUUAAUAGAGAGGUUAAAUCGCCUCUAUCAACUGUUCCAUCUCGUCCUCUACGUAUUAGUACACGUUUACUACCAUCACCUACUAGUCCUUCACUCUCGGCAAGUAAUUCUCGUGGAAAUCUAUCAUCUAGUCAUACAUCUCUACGAACAACACCAUCUUCACCAAACAUAAUUCAGUCAUACAAUCCACAUCAAAUGUUACCUGUAAAAACCUUCAAAGGAGCAGACGGUUUAGUGUCAACUUAUGUCACUCAUUUUGAACAUGUACGAGACACAUCCGUGCUUAUGACAUGCAACGAAGACUAUAUAAUAGUUGGUAGAAGUCGUUCAAAUCAAUUAUUAUCAUGGAGUUUAAGUGCUUUUAGCCGUGUGGAUGGCAGUGAACAUCAUCUAAAUUGGAACGACCAAUUAAUUACUUCAAUAGGUGUUAUUAAUAAAAAGAUUAUUUAUAUAUUUUCUGGACGUCAUUUUAUUAUAUAUUCAAUGGAAUCAUUAUGUAAAAUUAAUUCUUGGGUACUAUCAAAUGAUCAAAGUCACCAGCAUUCAGAAUUGAAGAGUCAACAAUGUGGUAUCGGUACUGUAUAUGAUAAUUACAUAUAUUAUACAUCUUUGAAUAUUAAAUGCCAAUGGAUAUUAUCAAUAUUUGAAUUAGAAACUAUAAAACAUAUAUGUGAUUUUAAUUUAUCAGAAAAUUUUUCUGAUGUCAAACGUUUUAUACAUGUUUGUGUCAAUGAUAGAUAUGUUAGUUUUCUUGUUGAAACCGAUGGCAAAAAAUAUGCAGCUGCAUUUUGUUCAAGAAACCAACAUUCGCUAAUGGCAUUAAAAGAAAGAAUUGUUUUAAGUUAUCCUGGCAACCCUUUAACUAUAUGUUCCAUAUAUAUUUAUCAUUUACAAAAAUACGUUUUCUUUAUUAAUGAUCCAUCAAUUAACAUUAUACAUAUAGUAACAAAUGAAAAAUAUAUACAAUCGUCGACCAUAGUUGCACAUGCUUUUUAUUAUAUACCAGAAAAUCAAGAAUUAUUAUUUGUAUCCAAUGAUGGUAUAUAUUCAAUUAAUAUGAAUGAACAGAAGAAUUUUUUUUUGAAAUAUAAUUAA
Rotaria socialis is the source of this 1725-nucleotide messenger RNA. Lineage: Eukaryota; Metazoa; Rotifera; Eurotatoria; Philodinida; Philodinidae. The record is from the annotation of a GenBank genome assembly.